AUAAUUUAUUGAUAUUACAAAGUUUUUCAGUUUUCUUUUCUUGACAAAAAAUGGAAGAUGUGACCGUGAUUUCUAAGAGCAUUGUUCAACCCGGAAAGAUCGGUCACUCGGGUCAUACAAAGAUCCAUCUUACUCCAUCUGAUCUUAGCCUUCUAUAUCUCGAUUACCCUCAAAGAGCUCUCAUCUUCCCAAAACCCGACCCGGAAACCCGUUUCAUCUCUCGGUUAAAGUCCUCUCUCUCUGCUGCUCUAGAGAUCUACUUCCCUUUAGCUGGUCGUCUUGUCAAAGUGAACAACCAUGAAGAUAAUACGAUAUCGUUUUACAUCGACUGUGACGACGGCCGUGGUGUUACUUUCGUCCAUGCCAUAGCUGAAUCUGUCUCUGUAAGCGAUAUCCUUCACCCUCAUGGCUCUGUUCCUGACUUUUUCAAGCUUUUCUUCCCCGUGAACGGUGUUAGAAGCAUUGACGGCCUCUCGGAGCCCUUGCUUGCUGUACAAGUCACCGAGAUAAAAGAUGGAAUCGUCUUUAGUUUCGGUUAUAACCACUUGGUGGCCGAUGGUUCUUCUAUGUGGAAAUUUAUCCACGUUUGGUCACAAAUUUGCAUGAAUGGUGAAUGGGAGAAUCAUCAUCAGCCUCUUGUCCUCAGAGGAUGGUUCCUCGACAAGAUCGAUUUCCCGAUCCGUAUUCCGGUUUCGGAGAUAGAGACAGAGAGGGUGAAAAAUCGUGAAAUUUCGACGAAAGAGAGAGUUUUUCACUUCACAAAAGAGAAAAUUUUAGCUCUCAAAGCUAAAGCUAACGGCGAGAUAGGCUCAAGUGACAUAAAAGUAUCAUCCCUUCAAGCUGUUUUGGCACAUCUAUGGCGAUCAAUAGUUAGACAUAGUGGUCUAAACCGAGAAGAAGAGAGUCAUUGCGGUGUAGCAGCGGAUUUCAGGCAGAGGCUAAAUCCUCCACUUGAUAAAGACUCUUUUGGCAAUGUAGCCAAUCUUGGGAUGGCUACAGCCACCGUGGGAGAUUUGGUCGAUCGUGGACUGGGAUGGGCUGCUUUGCAAAUAAAUAAAACUGUGAGGUCGCAAACGAAUGAAAACUUUAGAACUUUUGUUGAGAAUUGGGUUAGAAAUGGUAAGAUCCCAAGAAUUGAUGUUAGAAGUAAAAGGGGUGAUCAUGUUUUUAUUGUUAAUAACUCUCCUAGGUUCGAAGUGUAUGAUAAUGAUUUCGGUUUGGGUAAACCGAUUGCUGUUCGAGCUGGACCGGCUAAUGGUAUUGGUGGCAAACUUGUAGUUUUUCGAGGGAUCGAAGAAGGAAGUAUUGAUGUCCAUGCGAUAUUGACCUUAUCGCUAUGGUCUGAUAUGCUAUUAAACUUAUUUGAUGAUGUUGAAUCUAUGGAGAAUGUAACAAUUACAUGAAUGUGUAGUUCACUUAUUGGAUGAUGUAAAUCUCAUAGUUACGAUUUUCUAUUUUGUGCACUAUCCUAAUUAGAAUAACUAUGAAUCUGAUAU
Arabidopsis arenosa is the source of this 1496-nucleotide messenger RNA. The record is from the annotation of a GenBank genome assembly. Lineage: Eukaryota; Viridiplantae; Streptophyta; Magnoliopsida; Brassicales; Brassicaceae.